This is a messenger RNA of Coregonus sp. 'balchen', 3734 nucleotides long. NCBI's taxonomy places the organism in Eukaryota, Metazoa, Chordata, Actinopteri, Salmoniformes, Salmonidae. The record is from the annotation of a GenBank genome assembly.
UUUGAAAAUGUGUCGCUAGAGGGGUCUUAAAAGUCGCUAAAUUGGCAACACUGGACUCAACAUUACAUAGUCUGAUGAAAUUUGCCACGUUACAACAAAAACAUCCCCAAAAUUUGACGCUCUGGAACGCACCCACACUUCUGCAUUCUUGGGUCACUUGAAGUGGCCCCUCCCCGCUAGUAAUCACGUGAAAUGUCUAAGACGCUGUACUAGUGGAGCUAGUUUCUGUACCUCUAGCUACACAACUAACCAAAUAUUUAUUAAAGUAGUUUUUUUCUGUUUUAAUUUUACGGGCCUCGACCAGCACCUUCAGGUGAUAAAGCAUCAGAUGACCCGUCGGUAGUAUAAUCGUAACCGAAUGAAAUUGCAUGUUUUGUGGGCCUGCCAGUAAACGUUAGCUAGCAUCAGCAUGUUUGUGAAGGCUUAGACACAGCAAGCAAUGGACCUGUCUAGCUAUCAAAAUCAAGUAAUGUAUAAGCUAUUUUAAAUCCAAAAUGUUGACAUAACUAGCUAUAGUUACUGAAUAUUUUGUCAAGAAUGUAGUUGUUUUUUCCUCGCUAGCUAAACUAAACCCUUUCUGAAUGUUGUUUAACGUUUAGUAGCUUGCUAACGUCGUUAGCUAGCUCGCUUGUUGUAUAAAGCUAGUUUUAUGUAGUUAGCUAGUUCUUUUGAUAGCUGAGAACGUACUCCAGCUAGCUACACCAACAUUAUAGUACAUCUCUGGCUACACUUCAAUUACCAAAGCUACAGUUCCCUUUCUUCAUUUCACUUUUUAUGCUGUAUCCCCUCUUGUAAAUAAUACUUGUUAAUUGGUGCAAUGUAGCACACUGGUGAUACAAAUGCUUUCAUUUAACAUUUUCACAUAGCCCAGCUAUAUCUGGCCCUCUAGUGUCAUAUAAUCUAGUAAUCAUAUAAUCUUGCAAUCUAGAUCAUUACCUAUUAUAUAGCUAAUAUGUUUUUUACCUUACCAACUGUUUAGUUUGGGUGACACUAGCUAGUAACUACAUCACAUUACAGAUAAUGACGUGUGUUUGUGCUGUGUUCCUUGUUAUGCAUGGUAUGUCUUCUGCUGAAGCUUUAAGUUAAACGAACAGAAAGCACCUGCUGAAGAGGGCAAAAGUCAGACUGACUAGAUUCAACAUUCUGCAAACUGAACGAUUAAGGGGAUGUCAAGCACAGCCAUGAAGAAAAAGGUAGAUCAACCAAAUAUUAACACUACACUGUUGUAUUUGUAAGAAUUGAAACACUAACAUUUUCAAUGACAAUAGACACUGUAGGCUUAGAAGUAGUAGUAGUCUGUGGUUGUCCCCUUAUAUGCAAUUGGUUGAUGUCCUCUAAAGGUGUUGCUGAUGGGCAAGAGUGGGUCUGGGAAGACGAGCAUGAGAUCGAUCAUCUUUGCCAACUACAUAGCCCGAGACACACGCCGCCUUGGAGCCACGAGUAAACACUAGCUAAAGUUUCUAAACUAAAUACAUUUUAAGCCAGUUGAAAAUGAAUAAUUACAAUUGUCAGAUAGCUAAGUUGUGUUGCAUUGAUGCUCACCCUAUUCUAGUUAUUGAAUUCUCUUUCUCCUAUCUUGCAACUUAGUUGAUGUAGAGCAUUCCCAUGUGCGAUUCCUUGGCAAUCUGGUUUUGAACUUGUGGGACUGUGGAGGGUAAGUCAACCUGUCUCUUUCAGCCUCAUUUGACAAGCUGUAGGGUGUUUCUCACCACAAUUAACACUGCUUCCUGUGUCCGUCAGACAAGACACUUUCAUGGAGAACUACUUCACCAGCCAGAGGGACAACAUAUUCAGGAACGUGGAGGUGCUGAUCUAUGUGUUUGAUGUGGAGAGCCGUGAGCUGGAAAAGGAUAUGCAUUACUACCAGUCCUGUCUGGAGGCAAUCCUCCAGAACUCCCCCGAUGCCAAGGUCUUCUGCCUGGUGCACAAAAUGGAUCUGGUUCAAGAGGACCAGAGAGACCUGGUGAGCUGGGGUUCACACAAACACCAUGCCAAUCAGACACUUAACGUUUUAAUGCUUAAACUCAUAUUCACUUAUUCAUACACACAUUACAUUUUAAGACAUACUUCACUAGGAGUCUGGCUUAAUAACACUAUUGUGGCACUCAGACAUUCCUUAAAAUGGCCAGAGGACUGCACCACUAGCCAACUAUUAGUAGGCUAUUUAUUUAGCAUGUGGGUGUGCUCAACUCUUAACACCUAUGUGGAUGACUGAUUGUCCUCCCUCUCUUCAGAUCUUUAAGGAGCGUGAAGAGGACCUGAGGCGUCUGUCCAGGCCAUUGGCUUGCACUUGCUUCAGAACAUCAAUCUGGGAUGAAACGCUGUACAAGGUAGCUGCUCUGUCUGUAUGACUGUUUAUCGCUGUGCGCUCAUAAGUCUCUAACAUGUUGUUUCUCUCUUAAGGCAUGGUCCAGUAUUGUUUACCAGCUGAUCCCCAAUGUACAGCAGCUGGAGACAAACCUGCGUAACUUUGCCCAGAUCAUUGAGGCAGACGAAGUGCUUCUGUUUGAGAGAGCCACUUUUCUGGUGAGGGCUACUAGCUAUUGAAAACGGCUUUGUUGAAAAGCUGAUGGUUGGAUGAGUAGGAAAUGAUGACAUUUCUGGAAGUGAUGUAAUGUUGUUUGUGUUACAGGUAAUCUCUCACUACCAGUGCAAAGAGCAGCGUGAUGCUCACCGCUUUGAGAAGAUCAGCAACAUCAUCAAACAGUUCAAGCUCAGUUGUAGGUGAGGUCAUCCUCCAGAAGGAACAUCUCUGUGGUGACCCUACUACGUCUCGACACGGUAUCUGUCUUUGGUGUUUCCAUAAUGCAGUACUUUUUGUUGUUUGCAGUAAACUGGCAGCCUCCUUCCAGAGCAUGGAGGUGAGGAACUCCAACUUUGCGGCCUUCAUCGAUGUCUUCACCUCUAAUACAUAUGUUAUGGUGAUCAUGUCGGACCCCUCCAUACGUAAGUAUAGCCAUUAUUAUUAUGGACUUGUUUGUACAUGAGAAAAUGCAUGUCUACUGUAAUUAACUUGACACUCUGAAUAAUGUUGUCUCUCUCUACUUAUAGCCUCUGCAGCCACACUCAUUAACAUCCGCAACGCCAGAAAACACUUUGAGAAGCUGGAGCGUCUGGAUGGACCAAAGCACAGCCUGACCAUGCGUAUGCGCUAGGCACUGCAUCUGGCCCAGAGGGUGCCAGCCAGCUGAACCAAUCAGUCCACAGAUGGCAAACUACAGGCUGUGGUCCAGCCCUGACCAACUCAUAUGAGCAGCCCUGCACUGUGCUACCCUUUCUCACUCAAUCACACGUUUUUUUUCCUACAGAAGAUCCUGUUUUCCUUUAAGUCAAAUUUUUUUGAUCUCAUGUAUCAUGAACUGUGAUGCCUUUCUCAGACAUAAUUGUCAGAUUUAAAAAUAUAUAUAUAGAGAAAUCUUAAAUGCUCAUAUUUUACUGUUAGGGGAUACCAAUGCUGUCAUGGUCUGUCAAAGUCACCCUGUAAAUGAUAAGCACAGUAUGUUGAUUAAAAAAGGAAAAGGAGCCUCAGAAAUUAUUUUCCGCUUUGCAUAGUCAAGUGACUAUUUUUACAAUGAUCUGCUGUUGUCAAGGCUAGUGUUACGUUACUAUGUGAUGAGUUCUACGUCACCAUGCCAUCUUCUCAUGUAGUCAAGGCUUUGACACUGAAUUCUAUGAAUCAGUGCUCUAAAACCAUGUUCCUGGUGAGCUAUCAUCCUGUAGGUUUUCACUCCAAC